AAGAUUUAGACGAUUUAGUUAUCAUGAUCAGGUAAAGAGAGGUGCGCGUGUCUACGCGCGAAGUUGGCCACAGCAUCAUUUUAUACAAGGAAUAUACCUAAAAAGUGUUUUUAAUAAAGGUCAAUACAGUGCAGUGAUAAGUGGUAUUGUACAAAACUCGUAGUACGAGCAAGCGGGUAUGUGAGAUGACGCGAUAAGUAACUGUUACAGCGGUGUGUUCAUGUGUUGUUUAUUUUCAAUAUUACGUCAUCGUGUUAAUGAAAACCAUCUUUAGGCUUGGAAUUUUAAGCACUGUCUGUACCGUUCUUAAUUGAUUUAUUAUCGUGUCUUGAAAUCAUUUCGGUUCGCAGUUUAGUGUUAACAAGUGUCUGAAGAUGUUGAAAGCAUGCUGGGAUUGUUGGACAGGAAGCGGUGUGGAAAAUGGGCGUGGUGAUGGCGUUUAUGGCACUCAGUUGAAUGGCGGCAGCGAGAGCGUUCCCCUGCGGCCGGUGCGAUCGACAGAAAGAAACAUGUUUGUGAUACCGCGGGCGCUGAGCAACGGAGAUUCUUUGGAGGUCUCUUGCACUAUCAAUAAUCCAAACAGAUUCAUUGCCAAUUUGUUGACGGGAUCACCAAGGCCAGAUAAUAAUAAUAUCGCCUGUCAAAUAGACAGUGAUUUCCAGAGAAAUGAAAUCGCUGUCAGAGUCAUAGAAAAUGGUCAGCAAGCCAUUCCAGAAUCUGACCAGGUCAAAGGCCAAGCCAAUGGUAUGAUGUCAGGUUCCUCAGAUGUCUUAUUAGAAUUUAAAUUUGAAGGGGGCUAUGGAAGAACUACUUUGGAAAUGUAUAUAAAUCGAUCAUUUUUAGAUGUCCUCGAAUUGAAACAUGAUGUUGAAAAAAUAACAUUUUUGGAAAUGUUAGGAGAUGUUAAGGUUACCGGACUAAAUUUUAAAUUUGCUUAAUAAUCUUGUAAGUACAUAAUAUUUAUGUAUACAUAUUUUUAUAAAAUAAUCAUAAAUAUAAUUAUGUAAUUAAAUUUUUCAAGCGCUGGUGGCCUAGCGGUAAGAGCGUGCGACUUUCAAUCCGGAGGUCGCAGGUUCAAACCCCGGCUCGUACCACUGAGUUUUUCGGAACUUAUGUGCGAAAUAUCAUUUGAUAUUUACCAGUCGCUUUUUGGUGAAGGAAAACAUCGUGAGGAAACCGGACUCCCAAUAAGGUCAGGUAACCCUCUGGGUUGGAAGGUCAGGUGGCAGUCGCAUUCGUAAAAACUAGUGCCUAAGCCAAUUCUCGGGAUCAGUUGCCAAGCGGACCCCAGGCUCCAAUAGCCGUGGCAAAAUGCCAGGAUAACGCGAGGAACAUGAUGAUGAUGUAAUUUCAUUUUUCCUGUGUUAAAGCUAAAAGGCUCGCAAUUUUCAACCCAUUUUAGUUAGUUAUGAGAAUACUUUUACAUAUUUUUUUUUUGUUUAAGCACUGCAGAUUAGAUUAUAAUUUAUUAUAAUGCUUAAAGGUUGUGUCAAAAUUGAUAAAUGGCAUUAUUUGAGCACAUUCUGACAUAUUUGUUGUAAUAUUGAUCCCAUGGAUGCUUGUUGUAAUUAGUAUAGUGAUGACGCAUUUGGUAUUAAUUUAUGUGAAAUUAGAAUUACUUAUUUAUAUUCAAGUACAUACAAUAAUUGAAUAGUUAUAAUCACGACUGUAUUUAUUAGGAUGAUUAUUUAUUAAAUGUCUUUAUUUGAUUUUGCUUUGUUUCGUAAGUAUUAGGAAUUAAAUUUGAUAUCAAUACAAUACAUAAUAACUAAACCUCGUCCAGCGCAUUUUUUGACACCAAGCUGAUCUCACAUUCGUUACGAUCCUGACCCCACAGAACUACGACCGUAAUUGUCAUGAACUAAAUGAUAUUUUAAUUAAAAAUAAAAUAAUUAGAGCCGGUCAGAUGGUUAGUAAAGAGCAGAGCAGUUAAAUAUUAGAGAAAUCUGAAGAUGUAGAGGUACGACAUUCGGUCAACGUAAUUUAGUCUUCCGCGCUCAUGAGGUUAAUUAGUUUGGCCCACUGUUCCGCAUGUACUAACAGCUUUUAACUGAGCAUCUGUGAACCUUAUGUCUUUGUAAUACGGUUUACGGAUAGUUAGUCAUCAGUUGCAGUGUCGACGAUGGUAUUAAGUAUUAACAGACUCGUGCUAUCUUAGCCCUUGAGUAACAGAUGUCAUUAUCACAUAUGCAAAGCCAGUUCUGGAUGGAACUUCGUGUUUCGUGUUUCUGAUACGAUCUGCUGUUGUCUAUUAUCAACCAGGAUAUUUAUGCGUGUGUACUUGUUUGUGUUGUGCAUCUGAUGUUGUAUUUUUAUGUACCUAUUUCUAAAUGUAAUUCUGUAUUAUAACAACCUGACAGUUGGCCAAGUGUUAAAUGUAUUAACACUUUCAGUGCCUAUUUCCAAUACAAAAUGAACACACCUAGCGUGUUCUUGGCAGUGAUUAGUUUUAAUAAACUUGUCAUGCGAUGUUGCCGUUGCGGAGUAUUUCCCACUUGAUGUGUGCAGCUACGAGUAUGAUUACCUAAGCAAUAGAAUUUAACGUCAUACAAAACGAGUGAUUUUUAUGUUGCCCCACCACGCAUGUAAAAAGUGUUGCCAUUUGAAAUCUCAUUCAGUAGUUUAACGUAUCGCGCAAUAAAUUCUAAGUUUUCCAAUAGUCAUUUUAAAUAUUCACUUAAGCUUUUAAGUUGUUCUGAAAUUAUAAGAAGCGGGCUUAAUAGGGCCGAUAUGUACAACAGUAAUAGGUCCUGUAAAAUAAUAAAAAAAAAGUUUUCCAAUGACACUUACGUUAAUUAUGCUUUCAUAAUUUAAACUAGUUAGGUAUUGUUAUUAAUAUAAUCCCACCGCUGUAAACGCUAUCAGGAUAUAACUUGUGCAAUUGUUUUUUAACAAACAACAUCAUAUGUUAAUUAAAUGCAAAAUUCCCAUCUAUGUAAAAAAUUUACAUAUCGUUAGGCUUUUGUCGGACGGGUGGCGAAAAAAACUUAAUAACACUGUCCUUUAACUGUAAACUAAAAUUUAAUAACACUGUCCACUUAAUAACAGAAACAGAAUGUUUGGAAUUGUAGAAAAGGUUUAAAAUGUAAAACAAUGGUCUUAUAUAGGUAUGUUUUAUGUAUUUCCUGAAAUAGAAGCAUUUAGUCCCGCGUUGUCAGUAAUUUAUGCAUAUAUUAUACUGUGCCUUAUACACUGUUAGUAGUUUAGUAGUGUUAGUAUUAUAUAAAGAUUAAGCUGUAACUGUAGUUGUUUGUACUAGCUAUAGGUAAAUACUAAAGCAGUUUACACUUCAAGUCUAACCUUAAGCAAACAUAGAUAAUAAAAUACUUUGUCAUAUCUAACGCUCAUGUCGGUAACGUUGACGAUGUUUGCAAAUCCAAAUAAAGGAUGUUUAAAAUAGAGUCAGUUCUCAAUAGUAUCACUCUGAAUUUUUUAAAGUUUACACGUGACACAUAACAAGAUAAGACGCGUUAUACAUAUAGAUACCUAUUUUAUUAAUAUUGUGAUACGCAUUUAGGUUUUCAAGUAUUACUUCAACUAGUUGGAUUAUAAUAUGUAAAAGCGG
Molecule: messenger RNA, 3565 nt
Organism: Cydia strobilella
Lineage: Eukaryota; Metazoa; Arthropoda; Insecta; Lepidoptera; Tortricidae
Exons: 4
Coding region: 375-938 (187 amino acids)
Molecular function (GO): carbohydrate binding
Source: RefSeq, a predicted model, not a curated record